AAAUGUCAAAAAGUUGAAGAAGAAGUGAACAGCUGUAAAGAUGGCGGUGGAGUGUAAUUACAGAACAGGGCUUAUAAUCAAACACCACUGCGUACUUUGAAACCCCGCUGCUGUCCUUGGGUUUUUGUUUGUGUGGGCGUGAGUCGGUGUCCGAAUGGCUCACCGCUACCUGCGGCUGUCUGCCGGCAGCAGGGCCGUCCUCCGGCUGCUGCUGCCCUCCAGCACUGCAGGCAGAAAACAGCUGAUGUUUCAGUCCACUGCUGGACAGGCAGUGAGGGGGCAGAGCCUACUGAGUGACCUGCUGGGAGCCUACAGGAGGCUGAGUUCCAGACCACCCAAAGGUUUUGAAAAGUAUUUUCCUGACAGUCAGAAAACAACAAAGAACAAUGAAGCUGAACCUGCAGCCAAAGAGACCAAACCUGCCAAUGCCCAGAGGGCUUCUGGGAAAUCAGGAGGUGGAGGAGCAGGUGGAGGAGGAGGAGCAGGCGGAGGAGGUGGAGGAGGAGGAGGAAAACGGGGAAGUCGGAAAGAGGAGUCCCACUGGUACAGACGCCUGGAGAAGGGAGACUUUCCGUGGGAAGAUAAGGAGUUUCGGAUGUACUUCCUGUGUGGUGUUGCAUUCUGGGCGACUGUCGGCUAUUACUUCUUCAUCAGAGACGGAGGCAGAGAGGUCACCUGGAAGGACUUCGUCAACAGCUACCUGUCCAAAGGAGUGGUCGACCGUUUAGAGGUGGUCAACAAACGAUAUGUCAAAGUGGUCUUCGCUCCUGGGAAGACACCAGUGGAUGGGCAGUACGUCUGGUUCAAUAUCGGCAGCGUGGACACUUUCGAGAGGAAUCUGGAGACGGCGCAGUAUGAGCUCGGCAUCGAGGGGGAAAACAGGGUGCCUGUGGUUUAUUCGACUGAGAGCGACGGAACGUUCCUUCUGAGCAUGCUCCCCACGGUACUCAUCAUCGGCUUCCUGCUGUUCAUGCUGCGGCGGGGCCCGGCAGGGGCGGGGCGUCCCGGGCGGGGGAUGGGCGGUCUGUUCAGUGUCAGCGAGACCACCGCCAAAAUCCUGAAAGACGAGAUCGACGUCAAGUUCAAAGACGUGGCGGGCUGCGAAGAGGCCAAACUGGAGAUUAUGGAGUUCGUCAACUUCCUGAAGAAUCCCAAACAAUACCAAGACCUGGGAGCCAAGAUCCCCAAGGGGGCCAUCCUCACCGGUCCUCCUGGAACAGGUAAAACUCUUCUGGCCAAAGCGACAGCAGGUGAAGCCAACGUUCCCUUCAUCACUGUCAACGGAUCGGAGUUCCUGGAGAUGUUUGUAGGCGUCGGCCCCGCCAGGGUCAGAGAUCUGUUCGUCAUGGCGAGGAAGAACGCUCCCUGCAUCCUCUUCAUCGAUGAGAUCGACGCAGUGGGACGCAAAAGGGGGCGGGGCAACUUUGGCGGCCAGAGCGAGCAGGAGAACACUCUGAACCAGCUGCUAGUGGAGAUGGACGGCUUCAACACGGCCACCAACGUGGUGGUCCUGGCUGGAACCAACAGACCAGACAUCCUGGACCCGGCUCUGAUGAGACCGGGGCGCUUUGACCGGCAGAUCUACAUCGGUCCACCGGACAUCAAGGGACGAGCGUCCAUCUUUAAAGUCCACCUGCGUCCUCUGAAGCUGGAAGCCAACAUGGACAAGGACGCUCUGGCUAAAAAGAUGGCGGCCCUCACACCUGGUUUCUCUGGUGCUGACAUCGCUAAUGUCUGUAACGAGGCGGCUCUGAUUGCCGCCCGCCAUCUGUCGGACGCUAUCGACCAGAAACACUUCGAACAGGCCAUUGAGAGGGUGAUUGGAGGUCUGGAGAAGAAGACUCAGGUCCUUCAGCCGGAAGAGAAGAAGACGGUGGCCUAUCACGAGGCAGGACACGCUGUGGCCGGAUGGUUUCUGGAACACGCCGACCCUCUGCUGAAGGUGUCAAUCAUCCCACGGGGAAGGGGCCUGGGCUAUGCUCAGUACCUGCCCAAAGAGCAGUACCUGUACACCAAGGAGCAGCUGUUGGACCGCAUGUGCAUGACCCUGGGAGGACGAGUGUCUGAGGAGCUCUUCUUUGGACGGAUCACCACCGGAGCCCAGGACGACCUGCGGAAGGUCACGCAGAGCGCCUACGCACAGAUUGUCCAGUUUGGGAUGAACCCGAAGGUGGGUCAGGUGUCCUUCGACCUCCCACGGCAGGGAGAGAUGGUUCUGGAGAAACCAUACAGCGAGGCCACGGCUCGGCUGAUCGACACUGAGGUCCGAACGCUCAUCAGUGAAGCGUAUCAGAGAACACACCAGCUGCUGAGCGACAAGAAGGCCGAGGUGGAGAAGGUGGCACUGCGGCUCCUGGAGAAGGAGGUUCUGGAUAAGAGCGACAUGCUGGAACUCUUGGGGAAACGUCCGUUUGCAGAGAAGUCAACGUACGAGGAGUUUGUGGAGGGAACGGGAGGUGAGGACGAGGACACAACGCUGCCGGAGGGUCUGAAGGACUGGAACCGGGAGAGGAAGGAACACCCGGAGAACCAGGAGAGCCCGGAUGAGCAGGUGGCCCGGCAGAUCUCCAAAGGAAUGCCCUUCUAGAACAUCCAGUACACCAAACCUCCGCUACAAGACAUUUUCACAGGUUCUGUCCAUCCAGGUUCUAUAGCAGAGCUCUGUGUACAGAAUGUUUUCAUCUAGAACCAUCACAUGAACUCUACAUGUGCUUCUAGAACCUAUUUUCAUAUGUUGUGAUCUCAACAAACCACACCAGCUGCAGAACCGAUGCAGAUACAUAUUCAGCACAGGGUUCUCCGCAUUCUGUAGAACCACCCUGCUCGGCUCUAAAUCAUUUCAAUGUAGAAUCUAUUGGAACCCGGUCAUUACCACUUAAAACUCUGACAACAGCUUGAGAAGUGUUCUAUACACCAUAACACAGAUAACUUCUGGUGGGUUCUCAGGUGACAUUUGGUCGAUCAGAACCCUUAACUCUGGAAGCGGUUGUAGAACCUUCUCUAGUGUGUUCUGGUCUCACCUGUCAAACCGUUCUUCGUGCCAAUGUAGAGAACACUGUCUGAGAAAUAGAACACUUCCAUUAGAACUCCUCCACAGAGCUCUAAAACAUUUCUAUAUACUAAUAUAGAAAAGUGGAACCUUUUAGAACCGUGUGAGUCAGGUCUCUAGAAGUAAAAGAGGAAUGUUCUAGAAGGGACUGUGUUCUGAUCCCAUGUCUCUAUCGGGAGUUCUACAGCUUCCUCAGAACUGUUCCCAUUUGUUCUGCUCUCACUGAACAGCAGCCCAACAGAACCCUAGCUGCAUCCUGUAGAACCCUCCUGAGUUCUAAAAGAAUUCUAUGUAGAACCUAACACUGUCUGCUGUAACGCAUGUUCUAUUUUCAAACUUUUAAUAGCAGCUUUAGAACGUAGCCCAUAGAGGUAUUUACGUUCUCAGCCCAUAGAGGGUUCUUGGUUCUCCAGUGUGUUCUUUGUGAUGUUCUGGAAGUCAAAUGCUACAGAUUUAAGGUCUUGAAUAGAACAGGCUUAGACCUGUACUGUCAGAGGUUCUAUAGUUCCAUCAGAACUCGACAGGUGUUGGUAGAACCAUUAGUUCUGUUCCUGUUGGUUCUACAUCCCUUUUCUGUAGAACCUUGUCAUUCAGAACCCUGCCGUUGGUUCUCAGCGGUGUCGUGGAACGUUGUGUAUCCAACAUCUUGCUUCGCAGUCGAGGUUCUCCAACAGAACCUCCUUCUUCUGUAUUUAUUUAUUGUGGUGUGCGCUGUUGGUUGAGGCUGCGUAGCCAUGGUAACUGGCCAUCAGAGCUGCCGGGGUGUUGAUGGUUACGGGUCGGUGUCAGUCAGCGGGCGCACGAUGCUGUGAACGUGUCAUAAAUGUGUUGAAAUAAAGUCUGACGAACAUCAACUAUCACUUUCAGGAACAUCAUGAAACCAUUAAAGGUUCUUGAACAGAACCCAAGUGUCAAACCAUUUUUACUGGAUGGAGACCAGACUGAUUUAUUUAUUUGAAGGUUUUUAUUCCACAUUGUUUUUGUUCUGGUUUGUUUCACACGGAUGAACAGAUGUAGAACGUCUCCAUAAGAAAGAAGAAUAAACAUAUUUUUAUGAUUUAAAA
This is a messenger RNA of Sphaeramia orbicularis (orbiculate cardinalfish), 4113 nucleotides long. Its product is annotated as AFG3-like protein 2. NCBI's taxonomy places the organism in Eukaryota, Metazoa, Chordata, Actinopteri, Kurtiformes, Apogonidae. The transcript has 17 exons. The coding region runs from base 155 to 2587 and encodes 810 amino acids. Gene Ontology annotation, biological process: mitochondrial protein processing. Gene Ontology annotation, molecular function: zinc ion binding; ATP binding; ATP hydrolysis activity. Gene Ontology annotation, cellular component: m-AAA complex; membrane. The record is from RefSeq and is a predicted model, not a curated record.